Molecule: messenger RNA, 6625 nt
Organism: Protopterus annectens (West African lungfish)
Lineage: Eukaryota; Metazoa; Chordata; Ceratodontiformes; Protopteridae
Exons: 7
Coding region: 64-2577 (837 amino acids)
Biological process (GO): negative regulation of inflammatory response
Source: RefSeq, a predicted model, not a curated record
GCCGCGGGCAACAGCCAGGCGCUUCAGCAGUCCUGUGCUGGUCGAUGUAUAGGUUUGUUGUUCAUGCCGGUGAUAGUACCUGGGAUGAUGGAAACUGCAAAGCAGAUCACAGCAACGACAGCAGCGUGGGCUCUGAGGUUGUUGACAGCGCUUUUUCUAACUAUGGUAGGAACCGGGGAAGGCAAGGUUUACUACUCCUGUGGGGCCAUUGUUGAUUCGGCAGAGAGGGGACUGAUUCUGUCACCUGGAUUUCCAAAUAACUACUAUCCAAACAUGCACUGUGUGUGGCAAUUCUUUGUGCCCACUGGAAGUCGGUUGCUGAUAGAGAUUUUUGACUUUGAUGUGUUUCAAAAGCCAGGGGAUGGUGGCACAUUGUCAGACAGAAAUUCAUUCCGUUUAAAAUUGAUAAAAAAUUACCCUUCCUAUAAGGAAACCUCAGAGGUCUCUUACAGCAGUACAACCAGAGAGCCUCACAAGGAGGGCUCAUUAACAAGAUUAUCCAGUGACCUCUUCAUAGACUGGUACUCCAAGAAUUUCAGUGGAUAUUUCACUGAUGCCCCAUUGACCGACUCUCAGAAGAAUGGAGAUGAAAAAGACACCAUACAAGAGCAAUUUGCACCCCCUCAAGAAGUUCCACUAAAACUGUCCACAGAUGAAGAGUCUGUGGCAAGAGCAGACCCUGUACACAACUAUCCUACAGUGACGCAUACUGACAGUAGCAAUUAUCCAAAUGGGACCCUGGAUGUGAAUAAUUUACCGGCCUAUGUGCCUCCCUCAAGAAAAGUAGAUGAAAGUUAUGAGAAUUAUUUUAAUCACCAACCUCAAAUCAUGGAAAAUCCAACCCCAGCAGCUUCUGUUUUCCAAGUAGAAACAUCCCCAACCCAGCCACCAGCAGUAGAUGUUUGCCCCAAUGAUGUUCUGUACAUAUCUGAUCUCAUAACAUUUUCUUCCCGCUUUUGUGGGACAAACUCACCACUGAACAAGACCAUGAUCUUUGGAUCAUCCGUGAAAAUGGUUGAGGUGAUCAUGGAGCUCAUCACCACUACAGGUCGAGGUCGAGGAUUUGUCCUGCUCUUUGAGUACAGAAAUGAGACUCAUGUAAACAUUGAGAGUCUUGUGAAACCUGGAGAUGGUGAAAGUAUGGUGCUUCUUGCUGUAGUUGGUGCUGCCAUGUUCUUUACAGCAGUGAUAUUGGUUGCUCUCUGCAUGACAGUCAGACAGAAGAUGUGUCCCAAAAGGAGUACUCCGUGCCCUCCAUGUGAUAUUGAGAAUGGGAUUCAAAACUCUGGAGUUGAGAUCAAUGAAUUGCAGCUCGUCAUGGUUCCACCAAGUCAAGCUUCCGCUGAGAAUGAAAACAACAAUCAUGUGAUGGGACUGGACCAGGCUGGUAUUGAGUCUUCCCAUCCUACUGAACUAGAAGACCCUUCUUUGACAUCUGCUACAAAUGAAUCUGGAAGUGAUGAAGUGUUUGUCAUCUCAACCGGACCAGGCCCAAGUGGGCUAAGCUUCUCUAGUUUCAGAAUAAAGGACAGAAACCUGAAGAGGUGUAUGACAAGUCCUAGUUCGUUAUCCAACUGGCUGCAAGCUGAGCACCAUCUUCCCGAGAUAAGAAGCCCUGUGCCAAUUAUUAAGCAUCCGUCGGAUGUGGAAAGCAGCCCCCCCAGACCCAGAGCAUGGAGUGUACGCACCUUCUGCAGUUUGUUGCCUCCUCUACCCCAACUACAGAGGAAGUGGUGCAGCUGGACUACAAACAGCCCCUUCACAAAACUGGUUGAUAGCGGCUCGACUGCAUUGAUAGACCAGUGUGGAGAAAAGAGAAAUGUCCUUUCUGCUACCCAUUUAGGAGGACAGCUAGAUCCUAAACAUUCUGAAUCCUUGGUCAGCAAUGCAUCAUAUCCAUUAACCCAGUCAGCACAACAGCAUCGGAAACUGAAUACAAGUAACAUAAAAAAGUCCAGAUUUGCUAGUCCUUGCUUUGGAUUUCUUAGUAGUACACCUAACGGCAAUCCAGUAAAACUAGUGAAUCAGCAACGUGCAGGAGACACUUCGCCGGAUGAUACCCAAGACUUCUGGCAUCAGAAUACUUUGGAAGCCUCAAUUUCUACUAAAAGCAGUGGUACUAAUGGCUUCAAAAUCAAAGAAAUUCCAGAUAAAUCCAGAUCUGGUUUUACCACUUCAGAGAACUUGGAGGAUCGACAGCCUUUAGUUUCUGCUGAACACCUUGAGCAAUGUGGAGACACUUUGUUCAUGUAUAACAAUGACAUUAAUGAUUCUACACAAGUUGGAGCAUUUGACGGCUUGCACAUGAAAAGUUAUCCAGCUAGCAGACCAGAAGUUGCAUCAAGUGGCACUUCUGAUUUUAGCUUAUGGGUGAAAUCUCCCUCUGUCAACUACAGCGAUGUAUACAGACUGCCUGAUGCCAAUAGUUCUUCAGGACAGCAGGACAGCCUGUCUCUUAUGGACACCAGUCAUGUGAACUCAGCAUGCAGCCUGAAGUCUCCAGGUUGGAAUGCAUGUCAUUCACCACAGCAGGUUCUGUCCGAAGUGCUGCACAUCUCGAAUGUAGAACAUAUGUAGCGAGUUAAAAAAAAAACCAUAUGGAUAGUGUGCCUGAGACUACUAUGAAAAUAAGGUUCUGCCACUAAAAACUCCAAAGCAUUCGUUGAUGCCACCUUUGCUGCUGUUGGAAGCCCUGUCAUUGCACGCUUUUCUUGGGUAAUAAUUUGUACUGAGCUUCCAGACUAAGCAGCUUUCUUAGGGAAGACAGAACCUGAGAAAACAUCUGCUGUUUAGUGAUUAUGAACUUUCAGUGCAGACCUUUACUUGGAACGUGGGUGAUGUGGUACUUUAAAGCCAAGGUGGAUGAGAAACCUUAAUGUUUUGUAUUUCUUAUGUUCUUUAUAGCAGGAAUAAAACUAAGUGUUUCAUGGUUAUUCUGUUAAUUCAUCUUAGCUGUGGCUAAUAUCUGAAAACUAAAUUCCCUUAUGCUACUGUUUUAUCAAGUGGAGAAAUAUGGGACUUAUUACAGCUCACUAAAAAUUAAAUGGGUCACGAAUGAUAAAUAUUGGAUUUAGGAAAGCAGGUGUGUGCCACUAUAAUAGUAUUUUUCCAAUCUGAAGUACCAAAAGGAAAAGAAAUGCAUUUUAUGCCUUAAAUCCAGUGUCAUUCCUGUAGCCAUUUAAACUUUCCAUUAUAAGGAACAAAGACAAAUGGAAAUAAAGCACUUCAAGGCAGUGUUAUUGUUCCAGCCUGUCUGUUAUGCCAGCCAUUACCCAGUUUUAUCAUCAUCUCACCCUUUUCACCACAAUUUUUGUGUUACCCAGUAUAAUAUAUAUAAGCAGAAACCUACAACCGUAUGUGGGUAAUGGUGGAUUUACCCAUGGUUGGUGUAGUUUGAUUAUGAGGGCAAAAGAUAUUUUACAAUGACAUUUUUAAGUAAGAAAUUGCUUAUGGCACUGCAGUGUUCCUCUGCAUUGUUCCGCAUUUCCUGAUGUACAGUGCGUGCGUAUGGGAUUUGCAUUCCUAUGCUUGCACAGUACAUUGUUACAGUUCAAGAGAAGCACAGACAAAAUACAAUCUCCGUUGCUAUUUUUUUUUCUUCGAAGUUUUAGUGCAGGAAACCUGGACAAAGCUCAGCAUAACGGGGGAACAGCGGUCCAAAACAGUGACAUUUUAUUGUGUGUAUAAAUUCAGAAAUCUGCUUGAAGGAGAGGUUUUCUGUUAGCUUGCAUUUUCUGAAGGAUAUGAAGUGUUAACCUCAAAUAUCUUGUCAUUAUUUAAUAACUUCAAUCCAUAGUGGCUUGCCAGAGAAGUACAUUUUUUAUGAAGAAAAGAUCAAAAAUGUGAGGCAAAAAUCUGGAUAUUCUGUGAAGAUCAGGACAGUUCAGAGGUUCUCUGUGGAGAUUUUUUGAGGGACAAUGCAGAAAUACAAGGAAAAUCGGGUAUGUUUCUGUUAAUUUAAUUUUGUAAAAUGUACCUGAUUUUUCUUGUAUUUUGCUCUGUCCUCCAUAACACAUGCCAGUCGAAAAGUCUGGCCGAUCCAUGGUACUUCAGCAGAGUUUUUUUUUCUACUGGUAUAUGCCCGAUUUUCAAUGGGCACACUGGUUGGGCUAUCCAAUCAGCAUGCACAUUUUUGAAUACUGAUGAGAAGUCAUUGUAUAAUUUUGAAUAUUAAACAUAAUCAGUUUGAAGGAUAGCUGUCUUUCCUGAGAAGAAGGGGAUGUGAUAUUAUCCCUUCGUGAUAGAAGACCGCGAGAUUCAGAGAUCUGCUGCUUUCAGUUUAGAAAUUUAACAAACAUCCAACAAACAAAAAAAGAAGCUGAUCUCCAUGCAGUUCUACACCCCAUCAGCCUCCCAGAGAUCAUCAAAUCUCAUUCCAUUUAUGGCAUAUUGACACCUGCCUCAAAUCCUGUGACUGACAGAAAAUGUGCCGGUUUGUUUAAAGUGAAACAUUCUUAGAUUUCUGCUGCUGAGCUGGUUGGGUUGGUAGGUUGGCAUAAUGGUUAAGGUUUUUACCUUACAGACACAAGGUGCAGGGUUUGAUUCCCUCAUGGGGUAAUUGGCUAGGCUUGAAAUGGCCCACAAAGGCAGGUAGCCUAGUACUAAUCUAUGAACCUAUGUAGCAUGCUAAAACACUGUGUGGCUUUUUAUACUGUAGCUUUUUUCCAAUCAAGGAAACUACUCAAGAUGACCAGACUAUUUCACUGUAUUUGGCUUCUUCCAAUGUUAAUUGUACAGAAACAUGAACUAGCUUCCCAGGAACUGUCCAGCUUCACUCGCUCAUCACAUGCUGACAUCUGUCAUAUGCUUCAAGCACAGUAAUCCUCUAUCAGUACAAGACAAAAAUGUGUUUGUUUUUUUUUAACUUCUCGUCACAAGCAACCAUGUAGUUAUGCCAGCAGUAGUAAUGGACUUGAGGAAUAAUUCCUGGUGUGGACAUAACCAUCUGUGCACUUUUAGAAAAAAAUCUGCCAUCCAGUAGGAGGUAUAAUGACAUGGCUGUGAUACUACUACAGACUUUUUUUUACAAAAUGUAGCAGUGCAUGAAGCACAAGGCUUUACACGUAUGACAAACAGUAAGUACUCAAGGAUGAAACAUAGCAAGAAGCCAAUCUUCACUACUAUUGAAGAUACCAGUUCCAGUCUAAAUGACUCCUGAUACUACAUCUUGGCCACAGCAUAUGCUUCUUAGACUUUCCCCAUCUCUCUGUCACACACAUAUGCACAUGCGCGCACACACACACACACACACACACACACACACACACACACACACACACGCGCACACACACACACAUGCACACACCUGAGAUGCCUGUUGCCUUGAUAACUGUCAGCUCCAGUAAUCAAUGAGGCCAGUGUUAAUUUCAAAGACUUUUCUAAUGACAGUCAUACUAUGAAGUUUAGUAUUUUUAAACUUUUUAGAGGGGAAAAAAUUACUUCAUUGUUUUUACUCUGUUUUAGGGAAACAAUGACAUCUGUUUUAGUGUUAUAUAUUUUCUUCUUUUUACUAAGACUAUUUGUUGUGAAUCCAGUGCCUGUUUUCCUUCUCCUGUUCCCACUGCAGGAAUGACUGGUUUGCCAUCUACAUUUACUUACUGAAAGCCUGGUCACUAGGUGACCCACUGACAGCCUCAUUUUUGGUUGGAGAACAUCAAACCCCAUUGAGAUAUCAUUUUGACAGUAUUUUCCUAUUCUGGCAAUGCAGACAGGUCAUCUAGUAAUGCACUGGGAAUCCACUUGCAUCUUAAAACAUUGGCUUUGAAACACUGAAGCAUUUAUCCCAUAUGUAUCACCAGAGAGAUGGCAGCCAACAUCGGAGGCUUGAUUUUUACCUUAUGUCAGAUGUCCUUCUAAUAGGCUUACUGUGGUUAAACAUGUGGUCUGCUUUAAUGUUGUAGAAUUAAAAUGGGUUUUACAGUUCUAAUGAAACAGAUCUGUAGUCAGUAUGGUGGUUUUAAGUGCAUCAGUAAACAAGUGUAACUGGAGGUAAUGCUGUUGUCUUUUCACCCCAUUAACUUAGAUUUAGACACAUCUCUUUAUGGUAACUGUAACCAGUGGCCCGUAUGACUGAUUUAAGGCUUAACAGAAGAGUAUUCUUUGAAGAAUCUGACUGUAAUAAUGAUGAUAAUGCUAAUAAUUUUUUAGCUUGAUUAGACAGCUGUCUUAAAAAAAGUGAGAUACAUGAAGCAUCCUUCUGGUACUGACUGCUCAAGCGGCCGACUUCCAGUGGUUGUCUGGCAUAAUGAAGGUGACAGUGCAACAUUACUUGGUUUCAUAGUUGCAGGAUACUGAAGUCCACUGAAGUAGCUUGUUAAACAGUGAAUGAAUGUAUUCAUUAUUUAUUUAUUUUUUUUUUUAAACCGGGUCAGUGCACAAAAAUAACAUAAUUUUGGAGAGUAAAGAUUUGAGUAUUUUCACAAUAAAAAAAUUAAAGGGAACAAAGAUGGUUACAUAAUAUGCUAAAAUUAUGUUUAGGUUUGUUGUUAUUUUUGAUCUGUAUGGAAAUAUGUACCGAAACACCAAUUAUAUGUUCAAACUGUCCUACAGCAUACCUUAACAAUGUGCUGUUUAAGUUGCAUAACAUUGAUGCUUACUGGGGAAAAUAAAAUGAAUACUUUUCUAA